Messenger RNA from Daldinia vernicosa, 1742 nucleotides. RefSeq lists its product as uncharacterized. The coding region runs from base 588 to 1742 and encodes 384 amino acids. NCBI's taxonomy places the organism in Eukaryota, Fungi, Ascomycota, Sordariomycetes, Xylariales, Hypoxylaceae. The transcript has 4 exons. The record is from RefSeq and is a predicted model, not a curated record.
CAACCAAUUCACUACCCUCCUAAUAACUAGCUUAUCUCUCUCUCUCCUAUUCCCUGACGUUCUAACAGUUACUGUUACUAUUACUGUUCCCAAUCCCAACAAGUUGCGAACUGGUUUCUUCCCAGUGCUACAGUUAUUGUUCCAUCGCCAAAAGCCAAGCGUACCAUAUUAUUCCCACACGACGCAAAUCUUCAGCUGUUUGUGACCCUGCAAAGCCCUGUAGCCUGUAGGUCACUAUCGCCACCCGUUAAGGAUUGGACUGCACGUCCGCGCCACCAUCCCUGUUCAGGCCAAGUUGGUGUCGCCAUUGUGCCUUGUCACUUUCCCCUAAUAGGCCCCUCCUUUCGCAGUAGGACUUUUUUUGUGCCGCGGGUCCAUAUUCUGUACCCACCAGCGAAAGUGUCUGCCGCCUUUUCUCCUCCCCACCACCCACUUCUCUUCCUCCUCACCAUUCUUCUCGACCGCUUGUUCUUUUACUAUCCUUCUACGUUUGCUGUCUUCUACCGUCGACUCGUUCCUCCCCUUUUUACCUCUUCUACCUAAUAUUCGUCGACCGGUAAUUCCUCCCAUCAUCAUCUCCGACUACGAUGUCUAGAAGACCAGCACCUUCGGGCGGUAGUGCCUUACCCCCUCAAAACCGCCAGAAUGAGUACUUCGUACCAAGAGAUGGUAUCGACCGUGAGGUUAUCACGGCCGAUAUCUGUCGCUACCUUGGAAACGACGCCCUGGUUCGUCCCGGUACAUAUGAGAAUCCUCAAAGCGGUCAGAUCAUUCAGGGCUACUAUAUAAACGCCUACCGCAACUUGACGACGGCUAUGAUCGAAGACCUGAAGGCAGAUUCCGCGCGAUGGGAUCAAGAAAGGCGGCAGCAAUCGGCGAGCCGUAAUAACGCCGCCGGAGGUACUAUUGCCUCGAGAGAUUCGAACGGCUCUUAUGUCAGACUCUCUAACUCCCCUAUAGUCCAGUACCGCAAUUCGGAUACGCAUCAGUCCCGCCAAUACUACGGACCAACUGAAGCCGCCGGAUUUGCAGCGGGAACCCCGAACCGCGACCCGUAUGGUGAUGCCACGCCCAGAUAUCCAGGAACCGGUUCCGCAGGUUACACGGGAGCCGCUGGCUCCUACGCGCCCCAGCAAUAUCCUCAGGGCGGAUAUAGCUCUCAACAGGGAUAUACUACCCAGGGAUCUCAAUUCCAGCCCCCGUCCGCAAGUGUGACUUAUCCUCCGAUGCCCUCACAAGGAGGAUUUGGCCAGGCCGGCCAGGAACCUCCUUUCCAGCUGGUUGGAGCAGACUCGCGAGUGGCGCCAAACCCGUAUAAUGAUCCAUAUGCCGGCUCAAGGGUAGAUCCCAGGGAUCAGAGGACUCCCAUUACCACGAUACCACCCAGCAGGACCACCUACGCGACCUCAGGACCGCCCGUGCCACAAGGUUACCCGGCUCCCACGUCUAGCGGCGGUUAUUAUCCUUCGAACCCUUCGCCCUCAAACCCGCCCUACCCAGCCGCGCAGCCUCAAGACCCUUUCCUCGGACGCGCGUCUCCAGCAGGCACGUCCUACAAUUCAGCACAACAAGAUCCACAGUAUGAGUCAACCCCUGCUCCCUCUCGCAACUCAGCCACAGCAUCCAGUACACAACUUGCUGGUAAUGGUGGAUCGUCGUCGCGACAUCGUGAAAGGGAUAGUGUUGACCGCCAUUCCGAUUCCAGGCACGCCCACCGGUCUCACCGCCCAGGUCGAAAUUAA